Messenger RNA from Metarhizium brunneum ARSEF 3297, 2472 nucleotides. It is a transcript of the gene mug71, whose product is annotated as Diphthine--ammonia ligase. Gene Ontology annotation, biological process: protein histidyl modification to diphthamide. The record is from RefSeq and is a predicted model, not a curated record. Gene Ontology annotation, molecular function: diphthine-ammonia ligase activity. Lineage: Eukaryota; Fungi; Ascomycota; Sordariomycetes; Hypocreales; Clavicipitaceae.
AUGUCCGGCGAGAAGCUUAACGUGAUUGCCCUGAUAUCAGGUGGGAAAGACAGUUUCUACAGCCUCCUCCACUGCAUCCACCAUGGUCACCGCAUCGUCGCCUUGGCGAAUCUCUUUCCCAUCAGUGCUGACGGCGGCGGCGACGACUCUACUGCGGUCCGUGUCAUUGAGCCGGGUCGGCAUGAUGUAGACUCGGCAUCGGCAACAACAAUAGAUGGCCAUGACGCUGCCGCGUUGCCUGACUCGGAAAGGGACUUGAACAGUUUCAUGUACCAGACCGUUGGACACGAGAUAAUCCCGCUCUACGCCUCUGCGACAGGUCUCCCGCUCUACCGCCAGCCCAUUGUUGGCAGUGCCCUUCGCCAUGAACGAGACUACGACUACACGUCGGCCCAUGGGCAAGGAUCGGCUGCUGCCGCUGACGAGACCGAGUCCAUGCUACCCCUGCUGCGGGCUGUCCUGGCUCGUCAUCCAGAAGCCGACGCUCUUUGCUCUGGCGCCAUCCUGUCGACAUACCAACGCACGAGAGUCGAGUCAGUGGCACUGCGGCUCGGACUUACGCCGCUAUCGUAUCUGUGGAAGUAUCCGAUCUUGCCAUCCGUGCCGGGGGCUCUAGCCGAUGAGGCCCAGCUGUUGAGCGACAUGGCCGCUGCUGGGGUGGAGGCCAGGAUCAUCAAGGUUGCGAGCGCCGGCCUGGAUGAGCGUCACCUGUGGGAGGCGGUGACGAGCGAAACUGGCGUGCGGAGGGUAAAGUCUUCCUUGAGGAAGUUUGGCGCCGCUGAGGGUGCCUCGCUUGGCGAGGGCGGUGAGUUUGAGACCAUCGUGGUGGACGGGCCAGACAUAUUGUUCAAGAAACGCAUUGCUGUUCCUGAUGGUGGCAGGAAGGUGAUUGCUGAAGGUGGAGGGUCCACUUGGUUGAUGCUUCGCGGAGCAAAGCUUGAAGAUAAAGCUGUGCAUGGGCAGGAAACGCCGUCUUCGGUUCGUGAGCCCGCGCUGCUCGAGGCGAGCUUCCAGUCGGUUGUGGAUGCGUUGGACCUGACUACUCCCGUUCAACACGCCGCUGGCUUCCGCUCCUCGAAGCUCCUUCCUAAGUCUGACGUCCAAUUCAGAGCAGACUCGGACACCUUGCAUUGGCAUGUCGUUGCAGAUGCAUCGGCAACCGGACCAUUUAUUCAGAAUGAGGCCAUCCAUGUGGUUGACAAGAUCAAGUCGCUACUCUCGACAAACGGGCUGGACUCAAGCCAAAUUACAAGCGUACUCAUUCUCCUUCGUAACAUGGCUGAUUUCUCAAUAAUUAACAGCGAGUAUGGAAAGUUAUUCACAAAGCCGAAUCCGCCGUCGAGGAUUACGAUAUCUAGCGGAGACCUUCUGCCGCAGGACAGAAACAUUGUCAUGUACAUCACAGCACCUGUUGCAAACGCCAAGGUCGCAAGAAAUGGGCUUCAUGUUCAGUCUAGGUCCUAUUGGGCACCCGCCAAUAUUGGACCUUACAGUCAAGCCAUUGAGGCUGCUGUCUCCGUGGACGGUGAGCCCACGCGUUUGAGGUCGGUGACUGUUGCUGGACAAAUUCCGCUUAUACCGGCGUCCAUGGCGCUACCUACUGCAUCAAAGACCUUACUACGACAUCAGAUAGUGCUCUCUCUCCAACAUUUGUGGAGGAUUGGGGCUGAAAUGAAGGUUCAGUGCUGGAGUAGCGCCGUGGCCUACUUUGCUCGUCAGCACGGCGAGAAUGUCGCACAGGAGAGUGCCGUGCUUGCUGGACAGGCUUGGAAGCUCGCCCAUGGCUCGCCAGAUUGCAACGACGAUGACGACGAUAAUGGGCCUGAUCCUUGGGAUUUGAAGUAUAAUCAACGAUUCCAGGUGCUGGGGGCCACGGAAACAAAGACGUCUUGUCCAUCUAUUCCGGACUGGUCUGCGUACACGUUGCGGCAACAGAACGAACCUGACUCAAGUGUUCCACCGCUGUUUACAGCUGAGGUUGAGAGCCUGCCGAGAGGAUCCCUUGUUGAAUGGCAUGUUCACAACGGGCUGAAGCAGAUCGAGGCCGGGUCUGUUGAGUUGAUACAUUUGCCGACUGCUGGCACAGUGGGCGGCGAUGGCUGGCAGAGCUGGCAUCUGAUUGUCAAGGCUGGUGAGAACCACAUUGUGUACACCACGAUGGCCUACUCUGGCGCCAGUCAGGAUGGACCAGUCGUCGAGUUUAGAGUGUUGGAACGCGAGCUUGGCGCAAUGUACCGGGCCUCAAUACACACGCUACAGCCCAACGUGAUGAGUCUGGCUGCAAACCCGUUGCCUUACCUUGGCUACGUUGAUUUGCGCAGGACGGAGAGUGUAUGGGGGCAUAAUGGCAGUGAUGAUGUUGAGAUACCUUUUGCCGUAGUGCCCUGUCACUCCCUUUGGGAUUCUGCCGGCCAGCGCCUAACUGCGGUGGCAUUAUACAAGUCAAUUCUGACGGAUGCAUGCGCAUCGUAA